Arachis duranensis is the source of this 1815-nucleotide messenger RNA. Its product is annotated as pentatricopeptide repeat-containing protein At1g11900. Gene Ontology annotation, molecular function: protein binding. The coding region runs from base 1 to 1626 and encodes 541 amino acids. The record is from RefSeq and is a predicted model, not a curated record. NCBI's taxonomy places the organism in Eukaryota, Viridiplantae, Streptophyta, Magnoliopsida, Fabales, Fabaceae. The transcript is spliced from 5 exons.
AUGGCGGAAAGGGAUGCGGAAGGACGCGACGACAUGUUGAAGAAGAAGAAGCGGCGAACUCGAGAACGUGGCGAGGUACUGCCAUGGUGGAAGGGGACGCAGAGGCGUGUUGAAGAAAAAGAAGCAGCGCACACGAAGAAUGCGGCGAAGUGCAGCAGUGUGCUAUGGCGGUCUUCUUCUUCAGCUGCCAUGGCGGAAGGGGAUGCAGCGGUUGCGAACCAACCCCACUUGUUCCCCCAAUUCAUUCGUCACUCACUCACCCUGGACUGGAGAACUCUGAACUCUGAAGCAAAGGGAACCCUAUCCCUUCUUCGCCGCCGCCGGUCCCAGGUCGUCAGCGCCGCCGCCGUCCCCAGGUCCUCAGCGCCGCCGCUUCUUCCUCUUCCCCGUGUCCAGAACCCAGUUGCUCGGCACGUCCUCUUCAUCUUUGCUGGCUUCUCGGCACGGAACCCAGAUUGCUGCACUAAAUCAAUUGAGAGAUAUAUUUGGAAUUUUGGAUUGGACAAACGCGAAGCAGAAGCCAUUUCACUUGAUCAGCUGCAGCAGCAACAACUUGUUCUCUCUGUGUCUCGUUUUCACUCCGCCCUCACCUUCCACCUUCCACUCUCCUCCUCUUACCCUUUGUUUUUUUCAACAGCGGCAUCUCCUGACAAAGAGAUAGUAGCGGAGAAAGUCUUGAAGGAAUUUCAUGCCACAAUUGAAAAUGCGGCAGCAUCAAGUGUCAAAGGUUAUGCUGCAUAUAUUGAUAAGAUGUGCAAGAUUGGAAAUCUUUCUGCUGUGAGUCAAAUGCUACAAGCUUUACAAGACAGGAACAUUUCUGUUCCCCCUAAUGUGUAUAUUGUCUUCUUAGCAGAGGCAAGUCAGAAGAAUGACAUAGACCUUUCGUGUCAAGCCUUCAAGAAAUUAUUGCUGUCCUCUAAAUCCCCAAGUGCAGCUUCAUGUCUUAGUUUUGCCCAGGCUUUCACAAAAGCCAAUGGUUGUAUCGAGCUACUCAGAUUCAUUGAAGAAGUAUCAGAAAUAACUUGUUCGAGUACAUCAUUUGUAAACAAGAUCAUUUUCGCCCUUGCCAAAAGUGGACAGAAGGAUAAGGCCUUGGUGAUAUUUGAUUAUCUUAAGAGUCAUAACUAUAGUCUUGACUUGGUCACAUAUAAUAUUGUUCUAGAUAUAUUGGGCCGUACAGGUCGUGUGGAUGAAAUGCUUGAUGUGUUUGCAACCAUGAAGAAAGCUGGUUUUGCCCCGGAUAUUGUUUCUUAUAAUACUGUAUUGAAUGGAUUGCGGAAGGCUGGAAGAACAGACAUGUGUAUUGUGUAUUUUAAGGAAAUGAGUGAGAAUGGCAUCGAACCAGAUUUGCUUACAUAUACUGCAUUAAUUGAGAGUUUCGGCAGAUCAGGAAAUGCUGAGGAAUCUUUGAAAUGCUUCAGGGAGAUGAAACUGAAGGGGAUCCUCCCUUCAAUAUACAUCUAUCGAUCGCUAAUCAAUAAUUUAAACAAAUCAGGAAAGGUUGAGUUGGCAAAAGAGCUUCUAGAGGAGAUGAAUUCGUCUUCUACUAGUCUAGCUGGUCCCGAAGAUUUCAAGCAUAAAAGAAGACAAAGAAACAGGCUGACCGAGGGUCCCGAAGUUCGUUAGUUAUGUUGGUAUGCUGUUCUCUGUCAUUUCUUAGUUGUAAUAGAAUUGUCGUAGGAAGCUGAACCCCAUGCAUGUCUAUGAGGUUGAAUUGUUAGAUAUGUGCAAAGGAAAAGGGUAAUAUUGAAUAUUGAUCAAUUCAUUUUGUUCUUUACUUAUUGGAAUGAUCAGCUAAUUUGUUGAGGCACAUAA